ACUGUGAUUGAACAAUACGAAUUUUGUCGAGUUCAUAGAAAAGAAGAAAUAAUUAUUUCUUAUAAGAUUGAAAAAGGAUAUCCAUUACAUAUAGAUUUUACAAUACUACCUAAUUGGAUUAAAAGUUUGAAAGAUGAGCUGCUGAAAAUUAUAAAAGGACAACAGUAUAGUGAAUAUCAUGUAGAUGCACCUGGAUAUUAUGGAACCAAAGGUCUAGCCAUUAUCUUAAAAACUUUGACUGAAAUGUUUGUUCAAUCUAAAAUUUUAACCACAAAUCUUUGCAUACCACAAUUACUAUCUCAAUACUUAGCUCAAGUUUUAGUACCAAAAACUGCUAUUAGACUUAUUGCAGAGGACUUUAAUAAUAUUUUUUUAGAUAUGGCAAAAAAAAUUAUAAUUGAUA
This is a messenger RNA of Racocetra fulgida, 403 nucleotides long. Lineage: Eukaryota; Fungi; Glomeromycota; Glomeromycetes; Diversisporales; Gigasporaceae. The record is from the annotation of a GenBank genome assembly.